Acytostelium subglobosum LB1 is the source of this 396-nucleotide messenger RNA. RefSeq lists its product as hypothetical. The transcript has a single exon. The record is from RefSeq and is a predicted model, not a curated record. Lineage: Eukaryota; Evosea; Eumycetozoa; Acytosteliales; Acytosteliaceae. The annotation marks the transcript as partial. Gene Ontology annotation, molecular function: heme binding. Gene Ontology annotation, cellular component: membrane; intracellular membrane-bounded organelle.
CAACAACUUUAUAACAUGGAUGUAAUAAGAGAAUAUACAUUGGAAGAGGUUGCCAAACAUAAUACACCAAAGGACUUGUGGCUGGUCCUAGACGGCAAAGUCUACGAUUGCACGUCAUUCGUCGAUAACCAUCCUGGAGGCGCAGGCUACCUUACAUACUUGGCGGGCACCGAUGCCACCGGUCCAUUCAUGUACAACGAGCACUCAUCAGCAGCCAUCGAACAGUUGAAGCCCCUAUACAUUGGUGAGUGCACCAACACCAAGACACCACCGGGCAAGUUCGCAAAACACUACGCUGUUCACCGCGAGGUCAAGAUACGCAAGGGUUACAUGUCGCUUGCGAUCCGUGCCAUCAUCGUCGCAGCUGCCGCCUUUGUUGUCGCCAGAUUGUGGAUC